AUGUAUCUACGCCAGCCAAUAUUCCGGAUAGCGUGGUGCAGAAGGCCUCUGGCUCAGGUCAAUCGCCGUUUCAUCUCAUCCGAAAAGACUGUACCCGCCGACAAGCCACAUGCAUUCCAAUCGCUGCCUCCAGAGUGGGAGGAUGAACCCCCUUCGCUGGAGGAUUUUACACAGCUACCACACAAGGACUUUGGAAAGAACCAGCUGAUACAAACGAAUGAAGAGUUCAAGCGAUCAUUACGAGGCAUUCUCCGGCAAUUUCCACCCGUCACCUAUGCGUUUGCCUAUGGCUCCGGUGUCUUCCCUCAGUCAGCUGCGACAGCUUCGCGCACGUCGCAAUCGCCUCAUCCGAACGCGCCCGAGGCGAUACUCAAGUGGCAGAAGGGCGGCGGAAAGAUGAUAGACUUUAUCUUGACACCUCGGUUCUCGCAGCACUUCCACUCGCUCAAUCUGCGCGAACACCGAGACCACUAUUCUUUCCUGGGGUCACUCGGUUCAGGGGUCGUCAGCCAUGUGCAAGACAAAUAUGGUGCUGGUGCCUACUUUAAUCCGUAUGUGAUAGUGAACGGAACUAUGAUCAAGUACGCUGUCGUCAACUACGAAACGCUCCUUCGCGAUCUCACCGAUUGGGACACCCUCUACUUCGCCGGCCGCUUACACAAGCCCGUCAAGAUCCUCCACGAAGAGCCCAACCUCCGUGUCGCAAAUCAACGUAACCUCCUCUCUGCCGUACGAUGCGCGCUUCUUCUUCUUCCCGAGAAGUUCACUGAGAAGGAACUAUACUCCACAAUCACUGGCUUGAGCUAUCAGGGCGAUCCGCGUAUGCAAUAUGGCAGCGAGAACCCCAAGAAAAUUGACAACAUCGUCACGCAUCAAAUACGAAACUUCAGAUACCUGUACCACGACCUCAUAAUGUCACUACCAAAUAUCUUGUACGCUGACGACUCCGCGGUACGCACGGCUGGAUGGAUAGAAGACCAGGGCCUCGAUCAGAAGAUGUCACAAGACAUGGAUCCUGAAAGGCGCGCCACUAUGAUUAGGCGAUUGCCCAAGAAGUUCCGUGAAAAGGUCUACUUCCAAUACCGCGGCAAGUUUGGCAUCUCAGGCCGCGAUUAUCAGGAAAUGUUGGAAGCAAGCAAAGACGAGUCUUCUGGAGGUAUAGUUAAGAAGCAGGUUGCUGGUGACUUCGACAAGCGGAUUGCCAGAGAGAAGGACGUUCCACAAAUGGUCACCAAGGCGAUCAACCAAACGGUCAAGUGGCCUUCGACUGUGCAGACUCUGAAGGGACCUCUUACCGCAGGCUUCUCCAAGUCGUUGCGCUACCUGCAAGAGAAGAGGGAGAAGGCAAAGAUGAAAUGA
This is a messenger RNA of Alternaria burnsii, 1359 nucleotides long. RefSeq lists its product as uncharacterized. The transcript has a single exon. Gene Ontology annotation, molecular function: phosphatidate cytidylyltransferase activity. The coding region runs from base 1 to 1359 and encodes 452 amino acids. Gene Ontology annotation, biological process: cardiolipin biosynthetic process; CDP-diacylglycerol biosynthetic process. The record is from RefSeq and is a predicted model, not a curated record. NCBI's taxonomy places the organism in Eukaryota, Fungi, Ascomycota, Dothideomycetes, Pleosporales, Pleosporaceae. Gene Ontology annotation, cellular component: mitochondrion.